Messenger RNA from Maudiozyma barnettii, 1887 nucleotides. It is a transcript of the gene GUF1, whose product is annotated as GTPase GUF1. NCBI's taxonomy places the organism in Eukaryota, Fungi, Ascomycota, Saccharomycetes, Saccharomycetales, Saccharomycetaceae. The transcript has a single exon. Gene Ontology annotation, molecular function: mitochondrial ribosome binding; GTPase activity; GTP binding. Gene Ontology annotation, biological process: positive regulation of translation. The record is from RefSeq and is a predicted model, not a curated record. Bases 1 to 1887 code for a protein of 628 amino acids. Gene Ontology annotation, cellular component: mitochondrion.
AUGCUGCGAAUAUGGCAGGUAUCUAGGGUGACGAGGCUAACAUUUCAGAGAUUUAAUCAGACGUUGACUAACAGGAUUAAUGCAAUCCCUAUCGAUAAAUACAGGGUAUUUUCUAUUGUAGCACACAUUGACCAUGGUAAAUCCACACUUAGUGACAGAUUAUUGGAGAUUACUGACGUUAUUUCAGAUGCUGAUGCAAAUGCUCAAGUGUUAGACAAAUUAGAAGUUGAAAGAGAACGUGGUAUUACGAUCAAGGCUCAAACAUGCACCAUGUUCUAUAAAGAUUACUUAUUACAAUUAAUAGAUACACCAGGUCAUGUAGAUUUUAAAGGUGAAGUUAGCAGAGCAUUCUCUUCUGUUGAUGGUGCGAUUUUACUUGUAGAUGCCCAAAAGGGUGUUCAAGCUCAAACUGUAGCGAAUUUCCAAAUGGCUAACGAUUAUGGAGUUAAAAUGCUACCUGUGAUUAACAAAGUCGAUUUAUUGAACGCAGAAGUUCAGAAAGUCGAAGACCAAAUUGUUUCAUCGUUAGGUUUUAAAAGAGAAGAUAUUGUCAAGAUCAGUGCUAAGAGUGGAUUGAAUAUCAAAGAAAAACUAUUACCUGCAAUUAUAAACGCAAUUCCUUCUCCUACCGGUGAGAUUAAGAAACCAUUCAGGUCCUUAAUAUUAGAUUCCUGGUAUGAUUCGUACCUUGGUGUCGUCAUGCUGGUGAAAGUGGUCGAUGGGGAAGUGAAGAAAGGUGAUAAAAUUUCAAGCGGAAGGAUGAAGAAGAGAUUUGAAGUGAAAGAGAUCGGAAUAAUGUAUCCAAACCAGACAGCUACAGGAAACCUAAAAGCUGGCCAAGUUGGAUACAUAGUUCCAGGUACGAAGGAUUUUAAAGAUGCAUUACUUGGGGACACUUUAGUUCAUGUAUCCCAAGAAAAAAAAACUGAACUUUUACCAGGUUUUGAAGAACCCAAACCUAUGGUCUUUGUAGGAGCUUUUCCUGCUGAUGGUAUAGAUUUAAAGAUUAUGGAUGAUGAUAUUAAUAGGUUAGUUUUAAAUGACAGAUCUGUUACAUUACAAAGAGAAACGUCAAAUGCGUUAGGGCAAGGGUGGAGACUUGGAUUUUUAGGAUCACUUCAUGCCUCUGUUUUUAAAGAACGUUUAGAAAAGGAGUAUGGAUCAAAACUUAUUAUCACACACCCAACAGUACCAUAUCUUGUUCAAUAUGAUAAUGAUAUCCAAAAAAUUGUCAGGAACCCAGAUGAUUUCCCUGACUCAACAUCCAAAAACAGAACGAGAUUGAAAUCUUUACAAGAACCUUAUGUGGAGGCAAUAAUGACCCUACCAACUGAAUAUCUUGGUACAGUAAUCCAAUUAUGUAACAAUGCACGUGGAGAACAAAUCGAGCUUUCCUAUUUAGAUGUCAGAGACUCUGUGUUAUUGAAAUAUCACAUCCCAUUAUCUCAACUGGUCGACGAUUUCUUCGGUAAAUUGAAAUCUUCUACCAAGGGUUUUGCUACUCUUGAUUAUGAAGAUUGCGGUUAUAAGGAGUCUGAUAUUGUUAAAUUGGAAUUACUAGUCAAUGGAAGAAGUUUGGAUGCAUUAUCACAAGUAGUUCAUAAAUCACAAGCCGAAAAGAUAGGGAGAGAAUGGGUUAAGAAGUUCAAGGAAUAUGUCGAUUCACAAUUAUACGAAGUCGUUAUACAAGCUCGAGUCAAUAAUAAGAUUCUUGCUCGUGAAACAUUAAAGGCCCGUCGUAAAGAUGUGCUGGCAAAAUUGCAUGCUUCAGAUGUUUCAAGAAGAAAAAAAUUAUUGGCGAAACAAAAGGAAGGUAAGAAACAUUUGAAAACUAUAGGUAAUAUUCAAAUAUCCCAAGAUGCAUACCAAGCAUUCUUGAGAAAAUAA